Molecule: messenger RNA, 559 nt
Organism: Drosophila sechellia
Lineage: Eukaryota; Metazoa; Arthropoda; Insecta; Diptera; Drosophilidae
Gene: Obp57d
Product: Odorant-binding protein 57d
Exons: 2
Coding region: 108-536 (142 amino acids)
Molecular function (GO): odorant binding
Source: RefSeq, a predicted model, not a curated record
AUGAAUAUUUUUCUUUUGUGUUAAAGUGGUAAGCGAUUUAUUUAAAUAGAUUUAUAUAGGUUCAUCAUGACGGUAAAAUGGGAUUCUAGUUUGGUAUUUAGUUUCCUAUGAUAUCUUCAACUAGUUUGAUGCCUGGAAAAAUGUCUCUGAGAUUCUUACCGCAUCUGGCUUGUAUUAUUUUUAUUUUGGAAAUUCAGUUUAGAAAUUCUGAAUGUAACGAUCCGUGCCCCCAUAAUGAAGGAAUAGACGAAGAUAUAGCUGAAGCAAUUCUAAGUGACUGGCCAGCAAAUGUGGAUUUGACUAGCGUAAAAAGGUCACACAAGUGUUAUGUGACCUGCAUUUUGCAAUAUUACAAUAUUGUGAGCACCUCUGGUGAGAUAUUUCUGGACAAGUACUACGAUACUGGGGUCAUUGAUGAGUUUGCGGUGGCACCCAAAAUCAAUCGAUGCCGAUAUGAGUUUAGAAUGGAAACAGAUUAUUGUAGCCGAAUUUUUGCUAUAUUCAAUUGCUUAAGGCAAGAAAUAUUAGCGAACUAAUAAAUAUCCAAUGUAAACCGUUA